Sinocyclocheilus rhinocerous is the source of this 3292-nucleotide messenger RNA. RefSeq names its product FERM domain containing 4A (gene frmd4a). Gene Ontology annotation, biological process: establishment of epithelial cell polarity. The transcript has 21 exons. Lineage: Eukaryota; Metazoa; Chordata; Actinopteri; Cypriniformes; Cyprinidae. The record is from RefSeq and is a predicted model, not a curated record. Gene Ontology annotation, cellular component: bicellular tight junction; cytoskeleton; adherens junction. The coding region runs from base 284 to 3292 and encodes 1002 amino acids.
GGGCGAACCAAGAGCUGUUAUUCUGGGAAUUUGUCCUGCAGUGGAGGGAGAGAGACCAGUGAGACCGAAUUCAUUUGGAAGACGAGAUCUGAGUCACACAGAAGUCACAGUCUCAGUCUCCCAUGGGGCAUUUCUGAGGAUUAAAGGAAGAAGGGAUGAGAAAAUGAAAGAGGAGAACGCAGAAAGGAGAGCAGCAUUACCUGGGGACGUUUUCUCCCACACACACCUGUGCUGAGAGGGGAUUAUUGGAACACACACCUGUGUACCUGUGUGCUUGUCAGUCAUGGAGGCGAUGCUUCUGAGUCUGGGAGAGAGUAUGUGUGUGAGGCACAGUGCAUUGUGGGAUGUGACCUCGGCCGCCCUCAGAAGAUUGAGGCACACACAUAUCAGAGCUCCUGACAUCCUGGUCCGAGCCGUCUACCAGAUGACGGAAGGGCGGAGAUGUCAGGUCCAUCUCCUGGAUGACAGGAAAUUGGAGCUCCUGGUACAGCCCAAGCUAAUGGCGAAGGAUCUUCUAGACCUGGUGGCAUCCCAUUUCAACCUGAAGGAGAAGGAAUAUUUUGGAAUCUCUUAUGUAGAUGAGACGGGUCAUUUCAGCUGGUUGCAGUUAGAUCGUCGUGUUCUGGAACACGAGUUUCCUAAGAAAUCUGGACCCAUUGUGCUUUAUUUCUGCGUUAGGUUCUACAUAGAAAGUAUCUCUUACCUUAAGGACAAUGCCACAAUAGAGCUGUUCUUCCUCAAUGCAAAGUCCUGCAUCUAUAAGGAGCUCAUAGAGGUGGACAGCGAGGUGGUGUUUGAACUGGCCUCUUAUAUCUUACAGGAAGCUAAAGGAGACUUCACGAGUAAUGAUGCUACUAGGGCUGAUCUGAAGAAACUGCCAGCACUGCCUACACAAGCACUGAAGGAGCACCCUUCACUCGCAUACUGUGAGGACCGGGCCAUUGAGCACUAUAAGAAGCUAAGUGGACAGUCCAGAGGUCAGGCUAUCGUCAAUUAUAUGAGUAUAGUGGAGUCGUUACCCACAUAUGGAGUGCAUUAUUAUGCUGUUAAGGAUAAGCAGGGUAUCCCGUGGUGGCUGGGUUUGAGUUAUAAAGGCAUUUUUCAAUAUGACUACCAGGACAAAGUCAAACCAAGAAAGGUGUUCCAAUGGAGACAGUUGGAGAAUCUGUACUUCAGGGAGAAGAAGUUCUCAGUGGAAGUCCAUGAUCCGAGAAGGGCGUCGGUAACGCGGAGGACGUUUGGUCACAGUGGCAUCGCCGUGCACACCUGGUACGCCUGUCCCACCCUCAUCAAAUCCAUCUGGGCCAUGGCCAUCAGUCAACACCAGUUCUACCUGGACCGCAAACAGAGCAAGAGUAAGAUCCACGCAGCACGCAGUCUGAAUGAGAUAGCCAUAGACCUGACAGAAACAGGAACCCUCAAGACCUCCAAACUGGCCAACAUGGGCAGCAAAGGCAAAAUCAUCAGUGGCAGCAGUGGAAGCCUGCUGUCCUCAGGCUCUCAAGAGUCAGACAGCUCCCAGACCGCUAAGAAGGACAUGUUGACGGCUCUGAGGGCCAGACAGGAAGCUCUGGAGGAGACGCUGAGAAAGAGAAUAGUGGAACUCAAGAGCAUUUGCAUCAGAGAAGCGGAGCUGACAGGAAAACUUCCAAAAGAGUACCCUCUCGACCCCGGGGAGGAGCCGCCCACCGUCAGACGCAAAAUCGGCACCGCCUUCAAACUGGACGAGCAGAAGAUCCUGCCCAAAGGAGAGGAAGAGGAGUUGGAGUGUUUGGAAAGGGAAUUUGCCAUCCAGUCCCAGAUAACGGAGGCAGCGCGGCGGUUAGCAUCCGAUCCUCACAUCAGCAGCAAAAAACUGAAGAAACAGAGGAAGACAUCAUAUCUGAAUGCUCUGAAGAAGCUGCAAGACAUCGAGAACGGCAUCAACGAGUACCGUGUUCGCUCUGGGAAGAAACCCACACAACGUGCAUCUCUAAUCAUAGAGGAAGCGAAUAUCGGCUCAGAGGACAGCUCACUGUCUGACGCCCUGGUGCUGGAUGAUGACGACCCCCAGGUGACAGGAACCCCUACGUUCUCUCCGGCUGCCUCCCCACACAAAGGUCUCCCUCCCCGACCCCCGUCCCACAGCCGACUGCCUCCCCCACAGUCCCUGGACGGACUGAGACACCUGCAUUUCCAACGCAGUGACUAUGACAAGUCCCCGAUCAAACCGCGCAUGUGGAGCGAAAGCUCAUUAGACGAACCCUACGAACGGGUGAAGAAACGCUCCUCACACUCCAGUAGUCACAGGCGGUUCCCCAGCACUGGCUGCUGUGAGGUGGGAGGUAGCAACUCUCUCCAGAACAGCCCUGUGCGCUCCCUCCCUCACUGGAACAGCCAGUCCAGCAUGCCCUCCACCCCUGACCUGAGAACACGGAGCUAUGUGCACUCGGCCAGUUUAACUCAGCCAUUCCGUGGCCGGAGUUCCAGUUUGGAGUCUCAGGGGAAGCUGCUAUCCUUGGAGGUGGACACAGAGGCGGGACUUAGCCCUGACCUGUUUCUGUCAGGACCACAGAGGACAGGAAGCAAUGGCUCUGUUGUCCCCGACGACUGCUCAUCUUGCACCAGCCACUCCAGUUCAGAACAUUACUACCCCUCAUCCACCUCCAACCCUAACUACUGUACGCUGGCUGAAGACUCGCCUUCCAAAGCCCGACAGCGGCAGCGUCAACGUCACAAGUCUGCCGGACACCUGGGCACGUCCAGCUCUGGCAGCAUGCCCAACCUGGCGGCCCGCAAUGGGAGCACCCACGGAGGUGUGUGCGGUAGCCACCAGGGUGUGUACCUCCACAGCCAGAGCCAACCCUCCUCGCAGUAUCGCAUCAAAGAGUACCCGCUGUACACGGAGGGCAGCAGCCCCAGCGCCGUGGUUGUCCGCAGCCUGGAGAACGACCAGGAGGGGCACUACAGUGUCAAGGCACAGUUCAAGACCUCCAACUCAUACACAGCCGGGGGGCUUUAUAAGGAGGGGUGGGGCUCCGGGGAGGAUGGGGAAGCGGGUGGUGGCAGCGGGAGGUUGACGCCCUCCCGCUCACAGAUUGUGAGGACUCCGUCUCUGGGCAGGGAAGGAGGAGGAGGAGGGGGGCGGGCAGCGGUGUCAGAGGAGCUGCGGUGCUGGUACCAGCGCUCAUCUGGAUCGAUAAAGGAGCACAGCCGCGUCACUCACACCAACUCCAAUGCUUCAGAUGGCCGUGGAGGACGAAUAGGGACACUAGUGAAGGGGUCACCAGGUAAGCAGAUCAAAUAUAAAUGA